CAUACAACAGUUUUGCCCUUUGUAUUAAUCGAGAUGAGAACAACACAUCAUCAGUAUCCCAGCAGGAGCUGUGGACUGGCUGCAGUGUGCACCUUCGCUGUUGGCUAUAUUGUAUGGGUGUGCUGGAUUCACCACGUUACAGGAGUGUGGGUGUACCCGCUUCUUGAGCACCUCAGCCCAGGUGUCAAAAUAAUCUUUUUUGCAGCUGUUACCGUAUUAAUUAACAUAUUCUACUUGGUGGGAGAGGUCCUGAACAACUACAUCUGGGAUACCCAAAAAUGUAUUGAAGAAGGAAAACAAAAGCCAAAAUUGGACUGAACAAUAGAGGCAACAUGGAGGAUUGUUUAUGGCUCCAUGGAAGAUUUCUCAUCCCCAACUGGGGCUGGCAUGGAGAGGAAUCUUUUGGAAAGGAGGAAGUUUAUUGGGCCCUCUGCUCAGUGCGAGGAUAUUUUUGAUUUUUAUAUGGAGGGAAAAUGAUUUUAGCUAAAGCAUAAUGAUAAAUGUUUCAACCUCCGUUACUAUUUCUCCAUGCUUGCAUGUGACAUAUGCAUAUAAGAUGUAUACUUAUCUCCAUGGCAUUCUCAACGUGCAUUUCUUGCAUCAAGUCAGUCAUUAAAUCAGUAAGUCACUAAGUCUUUUCACUUCCACAAGAAAAACAAUGAGUCCAUUCUCUGUAUGGUUUGAGAAAAGCUUAACCAGAUAGGUCUAAUAUGGGGAAACAAAACAAUCCUAUAUAUUUCAAAGUACAGUGUAAAAAAAAUACAGUAGAAGUUAAUUGCAUGAAUGUAUCCAAAGAAGAAUUCAAUCUGACUGAAAUAGUAAUGUAACACGAUGUAACAGCUGCCUUAAAUCAGUGAUGUUAAUAAUUUUAUUAGUCCAGUAAAAUCUUACUUGCGGUGUUAGACUGUCUGAAUAUGAU
Messenger RNA from Leptosomus discolor (cuckoo roller), 919 nucleotides. Lineage: Eukaryota; Metazoa; Chordata; Aves; Leptosomiformes; Leptosomidae. The record is from RefSeq and is a predicted model, not a curated record.